AAAAAAAAGAGAAAAAGAAAAAAAGAGAGAGGUGGAGUGGAGAUAGAGAAGGAGGGGUUGAGAAAAACAGAGGAGUUCCCGUUUCCGGCUCUGACAGUUCAUCAGUUCUCUAACAUUAGAUUCCACAAAACAAAAUCCCACAGAUCGACGAACUCAUCACAUCUUCACUCCUAUGGUCGCCUCUUCUCCUCCGAUCCCCGCCGUACCAAAGUCGUCGAGGCCAUGGAAAAUGAAGCCCAGCCCUCCUUCCUUCCCAGGACGAAGUCGCCCGGCGGUAGCACCGUCGGCGCCGUCGAGCUGAAGGCCUUCGAGUACUGCCUGCAGUGGAUCUUCGUGGACCAGUCCACCCUUUGGAGGGCGGGGCUUUCCUGGUCCGUCUUCUUCCUGCUGACCGUGGCCGCCCCCUUGGCCUCACUGAUCGUCCUCCAGUGCCGCUCCACCUGCGACGAGGACCACCGCCGCCCCUACCAGGUUGUCGUGCAGGUCUCCCUCUCCGUCUUCGCCGCCAUCUCGUUCAUAUGCCUGUCGCGCUGGGCCCGCAAAUACGGCCUCAGGCGAUUCCUCUUCCUCGACAAGCUCUCCGACGCCAGCGACACUGUCCGCCGAGGUUAUGCUCUGCAGCUUCAGAGUUCUCUGAAGUUCUGGUGCUGCUUCAUCUUUCCGUGCUUCCUUCUGGAGACAGCCUACAAGGUGUGGUGGUACAUCACCGGUGGCUCCGCUAUCCCUCACUAUGGUAAUAUUUACGUCAGCGACACGAUGGCUUGCGCGAUGGAGCUGCUCUCGUGGCUCUACCGAGUGUCAAUUUACUUCCUUGUGUGUGUGCUCUACCAACUCAGUUGCUACCUCCAAAUACUAAGAAUCGAGGACUUCGCUCACGUCUUCUUGAAGGAAACCGAGGUGGGAUCGAUCUUGAAGGAGCACCUCAGGGUCAGGAGAUGCCUCCGCAUCAUAAGCCACCGUUUCCGUAUUUUCACCUUGCUUUCCCUUGUUCUGGUCACUGCCACUCUGUUCAUUUCCUUGCUCCUUCUCACACGCUCCGGCGCCCAUACCAAUGUCCUCAAGGCUGGAGAUCUUUCGUUAUGCUCCAUAAGCCUUGCGACAGGCCUCUUCAUAUGCCUGCGUAGCGCAGCUAAGACAACCCACAAGGCCCACUCUCUAACUGGCCUUGCUGCGAAAUGGCAUGUCUGCGCCACAAUAGACUCAUUCGAUGAGGGGGAUGGCGAGACACCGAGAGCCCCAAUCAUCUCUUCGAGUCAGUUGUUGCCGCUCGUGGAGGUGUGGGAAUCAGAUGGUGAGGAAGGAGAAGGAGACGAUGAGCUCGAUAAUGCUAAUAUAAAUCCGAUUGUGGCACACACGAUCUCUUUCCAUAAGAGGCAAGCUCUAGUGAACUACUUGGAGAAUAAUAGAGCUGGGAUCACGAUGUUUGGUUUUACGCUUGACAGGACGUGGCUUCAUACCAUUUUUGCGAUUGAAUUAGCUCUGCUGCUCUGGCUGCUCAACAAGACGAUAGGUAUAUCUUGAUUUCAUUGGUUCAUUACAGCAUGAGCUAUAUGUUUACAGCAGUCAACCGAUCAGCAUGGGUCCAUUUCUGUAGUUCCUAUGUGGAAAGUCUGGUAAUUUCUGUGUAUAGGUAUAGAAGGAGAUGCUAUACAAGUUUGAAGACAUCAUUUGUUCGGUAUAAAAUUGCAUGAUGGGUUCUUCCUUUGCAUUUCAAGGCACAGUUGAAAUCGUAUGGUGAUUAGAUA
Molecule: messenger RNA, 1745 nt
Organism: Punica granatum (pomegranate)
Lineage: Eukaryota; Viridiplantae; Streptophyta; Magnoliopsida; Myrtales; Lythraceae
Source: RefSeq, a predicted model, not a curated record